Molecule: messenger RNA, 977 nt
Organism: Diabrotica balteata
Lineage: Eukaryota; Metazoa; Arthropoda; Insecta; Coleoptera; Chrysomelidae
Source: the annotation of a GenBank genome assembly
GAAUAAUAAAAAUAUGACAAUGACAAUAGAAGUAGAAAUAGACAGCCACAGUCAAGCCAUUAUUCUUACACUGCAGAAAAAUCUAGUAAAUUUUUGUAAACUAUUACCAUCUCAUGUCGAUAAAUGGCGAAAUUUAUUGAAUGAAUCGAAAAAACCUGUACAAGCACUGGUUAAUUACUCUGAACAGUUGAGACACGUGGAGAAGGCUAAUAUAAGUUACAUAGAGAAUUUCAAAGUUUUACAAGACAAGCUUAUGUACAAGAUAUUCUCAGAGAUAGAAGAUGAAAUAACAUUGAUCAAAGGAAUCAUAGAUCAGUUACACACUGCCAACCAAGAGGUGAAAAACAAAUUAUCCAUAUUAGAAAAAUCUACAAUAGACUUGGACUGGGAUUUGGAGACACCAAUAAUUAGAGGAACAGCCUUCCAGCCUCCUCUUUCCAGAAUUCUACAGGAAGGAUACAAUUAUAUAUUGUUCUUUACAUCAGCUCUAAAAUCUGUUAAUGAUCAUAUUAAAAUUUUAAAUAUCCGAAAUGAACAGUUUAUGAAAAAUUUUGAAAAUAAGUUCAAAAUAGAUUUAGAAAGUAAAGUUGUUAUUAAUUAUUUAGCAAUUGUUCAAUACAUAGGAAACGAGAAAGCUGCAGUAUGAAAGGUUUUUUUCUAAUAUGAGUUUUUCUAUUAAAAUGCCAUGCACAGUUGAAGAUUUUCUGGUAAUGUUUUGCAUUUGUGCAUAUAUUUCUGUAUUUAGUGGAACCAUUUCUAAAAAGAUAAAUUGUUUCAUUGCCUAUUCUCUAUAGACAUUGACUUUUACUUUGGUUAAUAUACAACUUCCUGAUUACAACUCAUCUAAACAGAUUGCAUCUUGAAAGCUUCUAUAUGUUUUCAAUAAUUUCAUAAGAAAUAUUGAAACAUUUUUUUAGUAUGUUUUAAUUUUAGCUAUUAUUACGGAAUCAGUAAGCAAAAUAUUUUAAUUCAAUAUC